Messenger RNA from Procambarus clarkii (red swamp crayfish), 2418 nucleotides. NCBI's taxonomy places the organism in Eukaryota, Metazoa, Arthropoda, Malacostraca, Decapoda, Cambaridae. The record is from RefSeq and is a predicted model, not a curated record.
GGGACGUGCGUGCACUGGGGUGUAUGUACACCAAGAAGUGUACACCAUUUAUAGGUGUUUAUACAGUGAGUUUCCUUUAGUCCUGUGUUCAGGGCUAACUUGCCUUGUACUUGGUUGUGUACAAGUACAGAAGUAAACUUGUGUACUUGCUUGUUUAUCGGUAAACAGUUGUGGUGGCCUUAAUAACCUCUCCAGAGGUUGAUAGGCCUUAACCCCAACACCAACUUAGUGAAGGGUGUGUUGUGAUAAGUGACGAAAACAUCUAAACAUCAGUGUUACUGAAGAAAAAAUAAACAUGCGUUUGGGUAAAGUGAGUUAUAGAGAGACAAUGUUGACUAACAAUGACAUGUUAUCAGUGGACAAUUCUUGUGUGAUAGUGGCUCCGGAACUUUAAUUCCUCGUUUCUUGUCUGCCUUGAUGCUAAAAGUGCACAUUGUGGUUAUGACUGGACAAGUCUUGCUUUAUAAGAAUAUUUUAAUUACUUUGUUCUUGUCUAACAAGACCCUAAAGGUCACAUCUGUGGUGUAAGUGAAAAGUUAAGUUAGACAUCAAAACAGAAAAUGUCAUUACCGUGCGUGAUUUUGUUGACCUGCAAGUGUUCAGUGUUUUGUAAUAAAUACCAGACGACAACAAGCUGUUUCUGUUGUGGCAAAGUUAUUUACUUGUCGGCAGCUCCAACACUUCGUCCAGUGUUUCUUGUCUAGUGUUGAGUGUUUAAAACAUUUUGAAAUAUACGUGAAUGUUGCAUAAUAUAUCCUAAUUGAAAAUUACAAGUUUGUGUAUGGGAGUGUGUGGCAGGCAGUGUUGAGUGGACCAACACCUGCCCGGCCUCACUGGACGAGCUACCCCAGCGCCCUCGUCCUUCAAGUAAAGAGUGAACCAGAUUCUGGCUUCUGGCUCCUGAAUGUGUCUCGGAGAUCUGUGUGUUGAACUAAGGCUUGGUGGUACAAGAGUUAAGCUCGGGGUGCGGCUGGGGGCCCAUCAGAAAAGAUGUCAGAGGUGGAAGAAAAAGCGAGCAGCACAAGCGAGCGCCUACGUGAGGAAUACCGCAGGCAUGUGAAGACACAAAUCUCUCAUGACCUGGUUGACACAAUUGCCACACUAGAACAGCAUCAAGAGCACUUGCUGCAGCUGUGUGACCAACUCAAGCUUGCCAAGAAACAGGUGACAAAUAGUGCAUCAGAGACAAAAGCAACGAUCAACGCAGUGUUUGACAGUUUCAUUGCAGCUGUGAAUGAAAGUGUCAACUUGAGGCGUAGAAAACUCUUGGAUGAAGUGAAGGAGGUGGAAGAGGAGGCACGUGGACCCCUGGACCAGUGUGAAAAUGUUCUGGAGACUCGAGUCAGGGAAGCCGUGGAGAGAAUAGAGCAGGGUAAGAGACUACAGCAGCAUGGAGGUGUCAUGGCGAAGGACACCGUCAUUAGAUAUCAAGAGGAAGCAGCAGCCAUGACCAGUUUGCCAGAGGUACCAGCCUUGUGUGCUGUGCCAAGUGUCAGCGUCGAGUUCCCUGGUGAGCCGUCAUUGAUAGAAGAAGUUCAAGACCUGAUAGAUCAAGCCGGACGGGUUUCACGGAUGGGGCCGGUGCAGAUCACCAACAUAGUGGAACAGCCAGGUGCACUUCUUGUGUCUUGGGAGGAGGUUGACGAAGAUGUUUCUGACGAUGGGCUAGAAUUUUGUUUUGAGUGUAGCAACACAGGAGCCACUGACCACCAUACCGCAAUAUUCCACACAAAGUACGUAGGACCUGAUUACUCCUUUCUGCUACGUGACCUUAGGGCUGGAGAAUCAUACCUGCUGAGAGUGGCAUCACGGAGGGAAGGUUCCAAGAGCUUUGGGCCUUGGAGCUUAGUACAAUCUGCUGUAACAAACAUCCCUCAUUACAAAUGGAAGAGUGGAUGUUCUUCAGGAUGGAGCAUAGCAGACGAUGGGCGUCUGGCUUCCAAAGUAACAAGUGACUUAGAAGUCCUACACUCGGAUGGACCCUUAUUAAGAGCUGGCUCUUCUGUUUUAUUUAAGGUGGUGUGUGGAGGUGUAGGUUGCAGUGAUGAGGGUCUUGGUCUGUGCUGCCAGCCUGUGACUGGCCCAGAGCAGCUCCUCCUACCUGGUGCACUUUUCCUCAGCGCACAAGGUUGCGUGUUCUUGGAUGGAAUCAGUCGUGUAACACGAUUACCGGCAAUUCAGGACAAAUCGCAAGUCAGCUUUGCUGUGGAAAAGGUGUCAUCAACUAAGUUCAGAGUGUAUAUUGAGAGUCAGGAAAAACAGGUGACGUAUGAAUGGGGUGUUCCGAGUGCACAGGAAGGUUUGUACUUUGUUGCAACGUUUGGCGAGGCACGCUGGAAAAUUAGUGUCCAUUAGUUGGUAUCGAUCUUAUAAAAUCAAUACGUCUCAGUUAAGCUCAUUGAUGUCUCUAUAAUUUUU